Molecule: messenger RNA, 9631 nt
Organism: Syngnathus acus (greater pipefish)
Lineage: Eukaryota; Metazoa; Chordata; Actinopteri; Syngnathiformes; Syngnathidae
Gene: nhsb
Product: Nance-Horan syndrome b (congenital cataracts and dental anomalies)
Exons: 13
Coding region: 1188-6101 (1637 amino acids)
Biological process (GO): lens development in camera-type eye; cell differentiation
Source: RefSeq, a predicted model, not a curated record
UUAGUAUUUUGUGAAAAUUGUUUAAUCAAACAAGACACAAUUGACUACUUUAGAAAUUUGUGUAAAUGGCUUAAAUGAUUAAUUUAGUCUUUUGUCCUGCAGUAGUUGCAGUUUGUGACGUGUCAGUCGUGUCAUGUGACAGGUUAGUGUCACAUGACGUGUCUCAGGUGUGAACGGGGAAUGUGUCAAAUGUGCCAUUAUUGCUCAAUGAAGUCACUGAACAUAUAGCCAUUAAUGUCCAAGUUGCUAUUGGCAACAAAAGUGACAAUUAGCCAGUUUCCACCCUCAUGUCAUGUGUUAAAAAUGUCAGGUAUGAUUAGAUGUCUAGAUGUCGUUCUGUCGAAUUUUGUGAUUCAAUUAAAAAAAACGUGCUGACUAUGUUUUUGGUUAUUUCAGCAAGACAUGGUUGAAAUCGCAAAGUUCCUCAAGACAAGUGCCAAAUUGCCAAUGCUACAAAAUGUACAUCCAAAAUCAGUGACAGCCAGAGUUCCAGAUUACAACAGAUUACGGGCAUGGACCUUUCUCCUUCUAUGUUUGUGAAAGAUGUCGCUUCUUUUUCACACCACUGAUUUCCAAUUGCCUUGUGUUUCAAUGACUACUGGAUUUUGCACGUGCAUACUUUGUCGGUCACUUACUGCACAGAAGAAGCAUGUGAUACUCUUUCGCAGUCGCAUGUGGUGGAUUAAUGCAUUAAUGCUUGGUAGUUGACUGCACCGAGCCAAACUCAUGCACCCCACACACCCACCCCUCCACGUAUUACUGCAUCAUGAGGGGAUUACGGUCAUGGACAGGCCAUGCCCAGGCGGGACCCUACCAUCGCACUCAUAUUAUGGGGGGGUGGGACUCAUUUUGAACCAAAGCUUUUAUGAUAUAAUAUUACUCCUUUAAAGUGCAACAUAAUUCCAACUGAAACAACAAAAACAACUUUCACUUUUUGACUGAACUAAGCAAGCAAAGACAUUUUCAAUCAAAUGCUGGGCCAUCUGAUGAGGAGAGGGGAAAGAGGGGACAGACAGCAGGUCGGCAGUUAGUUGGGUUGCAGGGAGAGGUUGUGUGACUGCAGAUGUUGCUUGUCUAAAUGUUUCGCUUUGCACAGAAAUAUUUAGAGCUGAAUUUGCGAGUGAUUUAAGAGCUGCAGAGAAAGGAAUGAGUGACAAAUAAAGAAGGGAAACGGGGAGCUGCUAAUUAUGGCUUUGGCUUGUCUCGGGAUUGGCUGUGCCUCUGUGCCAUCUAAAGCUGUGUCCAACUUGGAUAUAGAGAGCAAGUUGUCAGUUCACUAUCAGGCUCCAUGGCACCAACAACACAACGUAUUCCAUCCACGCACCCGACCACCAUGUCUGGAGGAACUGCACAAAAACUCUCAGUUCAGCCUCCGAGCCCUGCGCAGAGACGAAAAACAGAACGAGCCACCCACGAGUCGGGAGAAGAACAAGGUGACUAUCUCUGUCUCAACGGCGCCCCCUAUACCCACCUUCCCCUCACCGCAUUCCAUCAGACGGCAACAGAGAAGUCGGCUGGCACGAGCGCAAGAAAGAGAAGAGCGAGAGCGAGAGUUAGACUAUCAACCUAGUAAGGAGAGGACAGUGAGAGAAACAGAAAUCCAAACCAUUCAAAGAAAAGAGAGACCGGGGAGAGAAGUGGAUAUUCAGACGAUACAAAGAAAGUUUGAGUGCUUUUACUCACUUCAUCCAAUUGAGGGAUGCAUCUUCAUUCCGUGGAAUAGAAAGGCUACCUCAACGGGCGAGGGCGACGAGGAUGAGGUGUUAACAGGUCACAAAACAAAGACCUCAGCACAUGCUGUCCCCUCCACCCAGGACAAAGAGACCAAAUGGUCAAAGGAAAAUGUGUCCCACUCCGAUCAGAAGACAACUUCGGAUGAUACUCGUGCAGUCUCUUCCUGUAUCAUCCCCAUCAAUGUAACAGGAGUUGGAUUUGAUAGAGAGGCUAGUGCACGGUGCUCCCUUGUGCAUUCCCAGUCAGUUCUUCAGAGAAGAAGGAAAUUGAGGAGGAGGAAGACCAUCACUGGAAUACCCAAACGAGUACAACAGGACAUGGACUCAGAUGAAUCACCAGUAGCAAGAGAGCGGACAGUAAUUGUCCAUGCCAAUCCGCACCAACUCUCGCUGUGUCACGAAGACUUCUCAAUUAGUGGUCGCCUUCACCACACUCGAGACUCUGGCUGCCAAACAGAUGAUUUCCUCAUAGCAUGCACAGCCGCUCCUUCCAGGAGACGCAUUCGAGCUCAACGAGGCCAUCAGGGAAUACCGGCAUCUCUUUCCCACUCGACAGGCAACAUUUCUUCCCUUGGUGAUCAGUCUGACUCGACAUACACAAGUACCGCAACCCACACUGGACGUUUGCGAUCUCGCAGCCUUCCACGAGAAGGUGGUCGCCUGAUGGAUAGUGAUGAGGACGACGAUGACAAUUACGAUGAUGAUGAUGACGAGGAUGAGGAAUUGUCACCGUAUGAACCAGAGGACUUUAUUCCCCCUGGUCCGAGUCCGAGGCUGAAGAUGAUGAUGAUGAAGGAUGAAGAGGAGAGCACAGAUGACCAGGCAGCUCCUGAGCCACUGCAACUAGGAAGUUUAAAACGGUUGCAACGAUCUGGGGAAAGAGAUCGGGGAGGAGGGAGCCCAGAACAUUGCUGGAUGGAGAGAGGCCGGUCUCGCUUGCCCCGCAAAGCUGACAUGGGCAGCUGCGAGAUCUCUUCAAGUUCUGAUACGUUUAGUAGCCCGAUUCACUCCGUGUCCACAACAGGAGUCUUGAGUAGCCAUGUAGACCCCAAGGAAGACCAUCAGUCAUCCAGUGGCAAUUGGAGUGGAUCCAGUUCUACCUGCCCAUCCCAAACCUCCGAAACCAUCCCCCCACCUUCUUCUCCACCACUUACAGGCUCGUCUCACUGUGACUCAGAGCUGUCACUCAACACCGUACCCAAUGCUAUGGAUGAGGGCUUUUCCCUGGAUCCCUCAUACCAUUCUGAAUUGAGACCUCAAGGACCAGGCCACAGGUCAAGCUCAUUCACAUCCUCAGCAACAGAUCAGCUGGAUGAUGCAGGGGUCAGUACAGCUAGCGAGGGGGAAUGGGCAUAUCCUCCGGACCAGGACCAGCUUGACCCAGACCAAUACCAUGACCACACCCAAAACGUAUGUCCAAGCCAAGACUACAGCUCCAAACAAGCGCGAGAACAAACAUGUUUCAGUGAAAAGACCAACAUUGCUGACAAAGACACUGGCUCUCAUUGCUCAUCUGAUGCAGAGGGUUUGUGUACAUCUGAGCAAUUUGGGAAGAGUAAUAAGAGUUGCGGACACUACAUAUAUAACUAUGCAGACCAAGGGACUGAUUGUGGUCAAUCCAACAUGGUCGCACCACCUCCCAUUUCCCAUGGAGUUUACUCCCCAGCCUCGUCUGAGUACAAAAGAGGCACUAUGACGCUCGGGAGGCCCUGUCGCCCACUGAGGAAACCCAAACUAAAACCUCCUCCACCUAUGCGAACUUCCUCCCUGAAAGAGCCUAGUAGUAGUGUUGACGUAGGAACGGACACACAAGCAGAUCAAGACCAACCAAAGAUGGUUAGUGAACAAGACCUGACAUUGUCUUCCACAGAUAUGAAGUUGGAACUGGAACUGGUAGGCAUUCCAGAACCAUUGGAGACGUCUUGUCUUGUGGCAGAGCCUAUGGGAACAUGGGUAAUGGGACUAGGAGAAAGCGUAGACAUAGUAGAACCCAUGUCCUUUAGCUCAGCAGACACACACUCGUUUAAAGACGAAGGAGCUGUGCAAUCAGACUAUGCAGACCUCUGGCUACACAAUACUGAGGUAAAGUCCAACACUUGUGAGUACAAAUCCCUGUCAAACUCAAGCACGGCGACAGGCACAACUGUUAUGGAUUGUGUCAAGUCACCAGACAGCUCGUCCUCCUCUGACACGCAAUCCCAGACUCUUUCCCAGUCUUCUGAGACGAGAGCUGCUAGUCCACCCCACCCGCCUGGAGACUUUAAACUCGGGUCACCCGAGAAGUUGGCUGGUUUGGCAUCACCAUCCAGCGGUUAUUCAAGUCAAUCAGAAACACCAACUUCUACUUUGCCCUCAACUUCAGCAGCAUUCUUUCCAGGUCCACUGUCCCCCUCCACCGGCAAAAGGAAGCCCAGAGUGCCAGAGAGAAAGUCUUCUCUUUCAUCUUUGCAACAUCUACCGAGAGACGGAACUUCUAUAGCGUCUGCUUACAAGAGAGACCCAGACUUCCCACCGCCACCUUCUCAGCUUGAUCUUAAUAUUCUUCACAGUGGCUAUGUCAGACAUACGCACAGAACACAACACCUGCACACACUUCACCACAGCAAACACAGAGUCGCAAAUGUUGUUCCCACAGGAACAAAGACGUCGGUCCAUGAGACAUUAACGAGCAACCCCCCACCAUGCGCAAACACCAACGCUUUGAUUCCAAACGCAAAUAUGUUGGCCAUAACGCCAUCAAUUCUACGUUCAGUGCAGCUCCACUCUGUCAGCAAAUCGAGUAAUACUGUGACCAGCUCAGACCUGGAAUCUGCAAGUGGACCAGCAACUGUUACCAAACCCAAAUGUCCUAGCGGGGCGACUCUAGCCCCGCCCCCAAUCAACACCAGGCCGCUCCCUCCUCGUAGACCGCCCCCGAGACCUCCAACUCAGGACCACACCGCCUCCCCUGAUCACUCUCAACCACCUCCCCCUGGUCGUCACCCUGACGGGCCUCCUUCUUACGAAAGCCUACUACUUAGACAAGAUCGAUACGGGCCUGGAACCUUCUGGUCGAUGACAGCGUUCAGGACUCGUUUGGACCCAUUUUCAGAACUCUCAGAUGACAGUUCGCCUUUGCAUCGGCCAGUGCCACGUGCCCCUCACCCUUCACCGGUGGAUCUACACACACAUAUCCGCUCACACACAGAAUUUAGAGGGCUCACACAUUCAGCUCGCGCGCACCCAGAGUUUCGGAUCUUGGGAGAGUGUUCUUUUUCCCAAGAUGAUGAUGAUGAUGAAGAUGAUGAGGAAGAAGAAGAACAAGUAAAAGAAUCCCAGAGGGCCACAUGUCACAGGGUGGGCAUGCGAAUAGAUCACCCUCCCCCUCCAGCCUACGAGUUUGCAGGAGGAUCCCACCUGGACUCAGGGCCCUGGACUAGUCCAGUCAAAGUGCCUGGUACCACAGUGGAGACAUCGCAUCCUUACCUAAUCAGCGAUGCCAGGAGGAUAAGACAAAUGGUGCAGGAAGAAGAGGAAGAGACAUCAGGUGCUACCAGAAGUGCCCAUCACCUGCUGCCACAAGAAAAUAAAGAUGACUCCACCACUCCUGACACAGAAGACUAUUUCAGUAAAGAUUCCACACCUACUGACAACUCACUUUCCCCUUUGACGGAUGACGCCAAAGUUGAUGACGAUCUAAUGACAUCACCCAACAAGUCCAGAACAACCGAGGAUCUGUUUGCCAUGAUACACAGAUCCAAGAGAAAGGUCCUGGGCCGCAAAGAUUCGGGAGACUUAAACGUGAAGUCUCGUCUCUGCCCGGCAGCACCAGUGAAUCCGAACAGUGUCACCAAUGCCAUUAUGCCACCGCCCCCUCCGCUCAACACCCCAGCCACCGUAGCCACUGCAUCCGGGUCGCAACGCGUCCCUGUUCCAAUCUACCGCAGCGCCAAAAAAUCCAGUACAUCCAAUGAGGAGUUUAAACUAUUGUUGCUGAAGAAAGGCAGCAGAUCUGAUUCUAGUUACCGCAUGUCAGCCACCGAAAUUCUGAAGAGCCCUAUAACUCCAAAGAGCCACGGGGAAUCCAUCUUGGAAGGUUGUAUGAGUCAAACUGAAGAGAACCUCCCAAUGCAUCAGGAGCCACCGCUUUCCAACUCGGACCCUAUCCAGAUACCAGGCCUCUUUCCCAGGGCCAACUCUGAGAGCUUCACCCCCAAAAUACUGCCUAUGACCGCUGCAUCUCGACAGGGACGUUCUCGGGUUCCACCAGUAGCCAACAGUAGUCGCUAUAGUACUCGUAGCCGCCUCUACACUGCUCCCAUGCAAGCCAUUUCUGAAGGGGAGACAGAGAACUCAGAUGGAAGUCCCCAUGAUGACAGAUCUUCAUAGAAUUAGUUGACAGAUAUUCUUCUUUUUUUUUUCAAAUGGCCCCUUCCUACUUUUAUAAGAUUGGGUGUCUCUUGAUGCCUUUGGUCUAAUGCACCCCAAAAUCUGACUGUUGCUAAAAUGUGCCCAGUAUUAGGAACUGCAAUGGAACUGUUGGGUUUCAGAUGUUCUAAGAAACUGAAUGACAGAGUCAUUAAAAAAAAUGUUUACCAUAAAACUAUAGGAAAAAGAAUAAAUCCCUCAUAGAUAAAAUAUCUAUUUUGAUUGAACUGUCUUUUUAUAUACGUAAAAAGAAUACAAAAUGAAGUUGCAAAAGAAAGAUAAGGUGACAUUUUGUGAAAGGACUGCAUGUACAAGCACAUGCAAGAGUCACUGAUAUUUGUACUUCCUGUCUUGUUUGGUGUGGGUGUGUGUGCUGUUGAGGAACUGCUUUCUUUUGAAAUGAAAAAUUCAUACAAAUUGUAACAUUCUUGCAACUGUUGCUGCCCAAAGCAGAAACCAGACUUUGCAUUAUAAACAAGCAGCAAGGUUUAUCUUGCGCGUAGGUUACAAAAUGCUCCCAACUCGAGUUUUUGAUGAUUUCCAUCAGCACACCAGGGAGCAUACCAUAAGACGACCUCAUAUUUCUUAACAGAAAUGAUCUUAUAAAAUUUAAUAUGAUGCAUGGAUUUUUGUAAAACUUAUCCAAACUUAUGCUGAAGUUUCAUCAUGUUGCAUGACCAGAAUGGAAACAUCCCCUAGAUUCUCAACUGUCAACAUUUUUUGUGGUUCCUUCGUAUCAUAUGGAAAAUUAUCCUGUGAAAAAUUUUAGUGACUGAUUGAUUUGUAACACAUUUCCAUUGACCCAAAUUCUUUUUUUCUGGGAUUCUAAGGAGCAAGGGGCCCAUUACUAUAAUAGACGAGGGGUCCAUUUGUGGAAGACUUUGGGACAAUCGCAGUGGCCUUUCUUUGCUAGAUUUGCCUGUGUUUAGUGUGACCCUACAUGGACCCAGGCCAGAAUCAUAUUUUAAACGAACCGUGUCAUGCUGUUCUAACUUGAAGUAGAAAAUAGGGCGUUUUUAAAACGCACCAUUCAGCGCAAAUGGUGAAAAUGCUUUAGAGGGUCCAAAAUCGGGUUGACCAGAGAGUCAUUCGCAAAGCUUUCCAAUAACCGACCUCUCUUUUGCACUUGAUGAUUCUUCAAGAAUAUUCAUAAGAAGUUAUAUCUUAUAAUGAAAUUCCAUAUGUAUAUUUGUAUUGAAUAUAAAGUCAUAUCUAUGUAAAACGAGAAGACAUUUUUUAACAAGAGUGUAGCAAAGAAGAACAGGUCUCACUGACAACAUGACAUACAAGUCUUAAGAAUGAACACUGUUCUCUCCUAGUUGCCUAUCCUUCAUUUGCACUGACCCAGUAGCACCAGACAGGUGAGAGCUCAACCCAGUGACUGGUGUGCACCAUUUUGUCUAACCUGACAAAUAUUCUUGUCGAACACACUGCCCAAAUUUUAAAAUAAUUUCUUUGGCUGUGGCCUUUGGACUCCAUUUCAUUUCAAGGUUACCUUCCUAUAGUACAUCAGUGCAUUUAUUGAAUCUCCUCGAGCAGCGAUUCUCAAACUUUUUACUCAAGUGCCACCUAAAAAAAAAAACUACUUAGGUUCCCAAGUACCACCAUCAUGACCAACAUUAAGAUGCACUACUAGGUCCAAGUGUUCAUUAAAAACAAGACAGACAGGUUUUAUUCUUCAACUAGUACCACUCCUAAAGAUAUAUAUUUUUUAUUAUAAUUAAAAGCAUGGGCCAGUAUCAGAUUCUGACAAUAUGACCUUGAGCAAAAACAUUUCACAGUCUUGCAUAUACAGUACAGCUCUAAAAAACAUUGUUCUGGGAGUAAAAAAAAAACAUUUUCAUCUCAAUUUACUUUGUUUUUAAACAAGCUUUAAUGCGAUUUGGUUAAUUGGUAAACGUAAAAAUAAAAUAAAUUGUAUUUAUUCACCAAACGUAGACACACUAGCUCUCGAGGCUGGUUGCAAACAUUAUUUUCAAGCGCACCAUGAAUUUGAGUAAUCGCUGGCACUCACAAAUGUGAUAAAUUGGGAGUACCGCCUCCUCCAGCAGUCACUCUUCAAAAGUGUGUUUUGCAUAGCCUUUCUCUACCAAGUCUUGGUACAAAAAAAAAAUUCCCAAAAGAGCCACAUUUUUUUCUGCAAGGGCAAACGUUGUCAGGCUCACUGACUGCUUGCACCCAAAAUGGUCCCAAAAUGAGAUGGGUCUUGUCACUUCGCCUUCACUGACGUGGUUUUGAAAAUGUGACAUUUUAAAACCUUGGCAUCACUUGAAACCUGUAAUUGGGCCAUGCCUAUUGUCAGCAUUAUGCACAGUUUGCACAUUUACCCGAACUUAUAUAGACAAUUAAAAUAUAUUGCACAUUAAAGUAAAAUGAAAUUGCACCUAAAAGAUUAAAUGCAAAUGUAUUCAACUUCAAAGUUAAAUACAACUAAACUGUACUUGGGCAGUAAUACUUUCACGUACCACUAGAGGGAGCCCACAUUCCAAUACACGCUGCGAAUCACUUGAACUUGAGUGUUAGCAGAGGAAAAAAGGACCAUCAGUUAACAGCUUGAACUCUCCCCUGCCUGUCACAGCAAACAUUACUCACAUUCAGAGACCGCACUUCAAUAGGAACCAUUCACUGUAUUCUGUGAAUACCUCAACAAACAUAUUGUUUUACUGCAAAUGCAAGAUAGAUAGAUAGAUAGAUAGAUAGAUAGAUAGAUAGAUAGAUAGAUAGAUAGAUAGAUAGAUAGAUAGAUAGAUAGAUAGAUAGAUAGAUAGAUAGAUAGAUAGAUAGAUACUCAGCGAACCCGAACUGCAGAACUGACACUGUGUAACUUGGAGUGAGUAAAAAAGCUGUGAAUUGCGCAUACGAAUUUCACAUUCAUGACACCCACAUGGCUUCAUGGCACUCGUUCCUGACCAUUGUUUUUAUUUGUCGUGUUUUCUAUCGCAUGCAAUAAGACACAAAUGACGAAAGAUAUAAAAGACACCACCAUAUGAUUAUUUUUAUCUGAGGGAUGUCUCCAGAUGAGAAAAUAAUUUGUAUUUUCUGUUCUAAUGUCAAGUUCAAUAGUGUGUUCAAUAGAUGUACAAACUGUCUGGCUAAUUCUGUUCUGUAUAGUUGUGAUCACGACAGGGGUUUAUCUUGUACUGUAUAUCUUACUCACUGGACAAUCAUAUGUUUUAGAGACUGAAAAGAAAAUGAUCGUAUAUAGGAAAAUCGAGACACUUGUGGUGCUGGGUCCUAGUCUUGCUUGAGCUGCAAAAGUUGACGUGAGAGAUACUUUUAUUUUCAAUUGGAAAAGAAAAGCUUGAAAAAAAUGGCGAUAUAAGGCUCAAAAGUGACUUGCAAAACAGUCGUUCUAAUUUUGUUAUUUUUGAAACUACUAAUAUUAUACACAAUGGAUGUGAAUGGGUUAUCUCUGCCACUUGAAGAAUGCUCUGUGAAAAUUCUAUUUUAAAAUUGGGGGGGAAACAAAAACAAACAAACAAACAAAAAAA